Messenger RNA from Pyrus x bretschneideri (Chinese white pear), 843 nucleotides. RefSeq names its product 36.4 kDa proline-rich protein. The coding region runs from base 32 to 586 and encodes 184 amino acids. The record is from RefSeq and is a predicted model, not a curated record. NCBI's taxonomy places the organism in Eukaryota, Viridiplantae, Streptophyta, Magnoliopsida, Rosales, Rosaceae. The transcript has a single exon.
CUCUGGAAAGUUGUGGAGUUGUAGUAUUGACAUGGAGAUCAAUUAUGCUCUGGCUUUGCUCUUAGUCCUCAUUCUCAACUUGGGUAGUUUGCUCACUUCUCUUGCUAACUGCAAUUGCUCACCACCAACAUACCCUCCAGCUCCCCACUUGCCACCCAAACAUCCUCCCCAUGUAAAGCCACCCUCCCACCCUAAGCCACCAAAGAAGCCACCACCUCAUGCAAAGCCUCCUCCUCAUGUACCCACGAAACCCCCAGUUGUACUGCCUCCACCAUCUACCCCCAAGCCCCCAACUGUAAAACCACCACCACCAUCUCCACCAAAGGACACGUGUCCCAUUGACACCCUAAAAUUGGGAGCUUGUGUAGAUGUGUUGGGUGGUCUUAUCCACGUUGGAAUUGGAAGCAGUGCCAAAGAUGCAUGUUGUCCGGUGCUUCAGGGACUGGUGGACUUGGACGCUGCUAUUUGCCUUUGCACCACCAUCAAGGCUAAGCUUCUUAAUGUCAACCUCAUCAUCCCCAUUGCUCUUCAGGUGCUCAUUGCUUGUGGGAAGACUCCUCCCUCCGGAUUCCAGUGUCCUGCAUAGAUGAUCAUCAUAUCUUAUUCCUAAAUCUCACUUAGUAGUUGUUAAUCAUGUCAUCAUUAGGGAUAUGUGGCGCCAGCUAGCUGAUAAUAAAGCAUGUCAAAGCUUGAAAGUAAAAACUACUUGAGGAUAAAUCUAUUAUUCGUUUUUGUUUUGUUUUGUUUACUUGAAGAGUGUAUCAGAUCGAUAUACUGUGGUAAUUUAGUUAUGUUAUUUUCUUGAACCUUGGAAGUAUAUAUAAUAACCUGAGUUUAAAGAAA